AUGAGUGAUUUAAUGUCUCUACAUUAAUUAGCCUAGUUACAAAAGAAUUUUAUGAAAAGAAAAAUCCUGAUCAACUUAGAAUAAACCAAAUACAAAGUAAUUGAGGAAGCAGUUCAGCUGUUAGAAUGGAAGGUCACACCUUCAGAGAUUGAAUGCCAUAUCUUUUGGAAAGAUACGUAUGUAACUGAUGAAGAAUAUCGUCGUUUAUUGCCAUACUAGAGAAUUAAUCAUUUUCCAGGAUCCUACAUGCUCGGAAAAAAGAAUGAACUUUGUCGUAAUUUAAAUAAGAUGCGUAAAAUGUUUCCUGAGGAUUACGAUUUCUUCCCAAGAACAUGGCAAUUGCCUUAUUAAAGUGAAGAGGUCAGAUAAAAAUAAGGAACAGGAAUUUUUAUUGUUAAGCCAGAAGCAAAUUGUUAAGGCCGAGGAAUAUUUCUAACAAAAAAACUGGAUCCCUUUCUAGAUAAGCACUAUGUCGUAUAAGAAUAUCUUUGCAAUCCAUACUUAAUUGACGGCUUGAAAUUUGAUCUGAGAAUCUACGUCCUCCUUAAGUCAAUCUAUCCAUUGAAGGUAUUUAUGUAUUAGGAAGGUCUCGCGAGGUUUUCAACCAAAAAAUAUGUAAAGCCUUAAAAGAAAAAUCUAGGCAGUGUUACAAUGCAUCUAACCAAUUAUGCUAUCAACAAAAGAAGCAAGGAUUUUGUAUUCAAUGAUGACACCAACAAAGAUGACGUUGGUCAUAAGCGAUCAUUUACUUCUGUUCUUAAAUAUUUGCAAGAUCAAGGUCAUGAUGUAAAAUAAUUACUCAAUCAAAUCAAAUAGGUGAUAGUUAAGACUAUUUAAAGUGUUUAAGGAGAAUUGUCUCAUCUCUAUAGAUCAUAAUAACAUAAUAAUGAUGGCAUCGAACAAUGUUUUGAAUUAUUUGGAUUCGAUAUUCUCUUAGAUUCCUCCCUUAAACCUUGGCUCCUUCAAGUCAAUCAUACUCCUUCAUUUUCUACAGACACUCCCUUAGAUAAGAUCAUCAAAAAAAAUCUGAUUAUGGAUACCUUAAUACUGCUGGAUGUCAAAAACAAACCCAAAAAGAUAUACUUAGAGCAAAAAAGGGCUCCAGUGUAUUAAAGGCCCAUGAAAAUGAGUUAGGAAGAAAAAGAAAAAAAGUCUUCCAAAAUGAGCCUCAUUGAAGACAAACAUUUAAAUGGAUACAUCAAAAUAUAUCCUGAUGAAAAUAAAGAUUAUUAUGAAUAAUUUAUGCCUCCAAAACCUAAAGAGAGAGACAGCAUGAUUAAUUAGUAGUUGGACUAAGUUAAAAAUUUAGAGAAAACACUAAAAAUCUAGGUUGAAAUUAAACCUCCUAAAUUAAAACCUGCCAAAAGAUUAUCAACGAACUAAUCUUUCACUGAAUUGGAAGGGUAAUCUCUUUAGCAGUUAACAGGAAGAAAUACUGUAAUUCCUCAGGCUAGAACUACUUCUUAAUAGCGUCCUUUUAGUAGCAUUACAGCUAUAAAUAGACCUAUAAGUGCUAUUAGAAAGACUGUCUUUCCUAAUCAACAUUAAAAUUUAAAUACAUCCUAAAAUUAAAAAAGAUUAGUUUAUCCACCUCCUUCUGAACUUCCUCCAAAACCUAUUUAUAAAAUGAUACCUAUUAAAACAUUUAGCUUCCAGAAAAUUGAAAAUAAUCAGAAAAAUGAAUGA
This is a messenger RNA of Paramecium tetraurelia, 1686 nucleotides long. RefSeq lists its product as uncharacterized. The record is from RefSeq and is a predicted model, not a curated record. Gene Ontology annotation, biological process: microtubule cytoskeleton organization; protein polyglutamylation. NCBI's taxonomy places the organism in Eukaryota, Ciliophora, Oligohymenophorea, Peniculida, Parameciidae. Gene Ontology annotation, molecular function: tubulin-glutamic acid ligase activity; tubulin binding. The transcript is spliced from 5 exons. Gene Ontology annotation, cellular component: cilium.